Fragaria vesca subsp. vesca is the source of this 654-nucleotide messenger RNA. RefSeq names its product transmembrane emp24 domain-containing protein p24beta3-like. Gene Ontology annotation, cellular component: endoplasmic reticulum-Golgi intermediate compartment; COPII-coated ER to Golgi transport vesicle; Golgi apparatus. The record is from RefSeq and is a predicted model, not a curated record. Lineage: Eukaryota; Viridiplantae; Streptophyta; Magnoliopsida; Rosales; Rosaceae. Bases 1 to 654 code for a protein of 217 amino acids. The transcript has 4 exons. Gene Ontology annotation, biological process: Golgi organization; endoplasmic reticulum to Golgi vesicle-mediated transport; intracellular protein transport.
AUGGAGACCAGGAAGAGAUUUGUGUGUGCUAGAUUUUACGUAGUGUGCAGUUGUAUGUUGUGGCUUAUCGGCAAUAGGAAUGUUGCGGCUCUUUCGAUCACUGUGACUGAAUUGGAAUGCGUCUCGGAGCAAGUUUUGUACGAGGGAGACACCAUUUCUGGGAAUUUUGUUGCCAUUGAUCAUGAUAUCUUCUGGAGCCAUGAUCAUCCCGGUAUCGAAUUCACCGUGACAUCUCCGGGAGGCAGUACAGUAUUUUCUCUCAAAGGAACAUCCGGCGAUAAGUUUGAACUCAAGGCGCCACAAAAAGGAAUCUACAAGUUCUGUUUCCGCAAUCCGUCUUCGUCUCCGGAGACUGUAUCUUUCUACAUACAUGUUGGUCACAUUCCAAAUGAGCUUGACUUGGCCCAAGAUGAACAUAUGGACCCUCUAAACAUUAAGAUUGCAGAGCUGAGGGAGGCAUUGGAGUCUAUCACAGCAGAGCAGAAGUACCUUAAAGCCCGGGAUGCGAGGCAUCGAUACACAAAUGUUGGCACCAAGAAACGUGUUAUAUACUUUACACUAGCAGAGUACCUUCUCUUUGCUGUUGCAAGCGCUCUUCAAGUGGUGUACAUCCGUAAUCUGUUCAGCAAGACAGUUGGUUACAACAGAGUCUGA